UGUGAAAAUGUUACGAUUAUUUUGGUUAUAAAUGCAUAGAUAUGCUAAAUGCAUGCGCAAUUUAUGCAUAGAUCUUAAUGUUUUUCUAACGGAUGUACAAGUAUAAAGAUUAUGGCAACGUUCAUACAGAUUAUCUUUACAUUUGUUCUACACCACUUUUUGUUUGGAAAAUUACAUGCAAGGGUUAUCAGUACUGGUGAAUGUCCACAACAAGGAACAACAGAUCAGAUACACUGCUGUCCCAACUUCAGAUUAAAUGGAAACAAAUGUGAAGAAUGUCCACCGGGCUUGAUGGGAGACAACUGUGGAGUGAUAUGUCCCUUCGGAUGGUAUGGCAGAUAUUGUCUGAAUCGUUGUGCUUGUGAACCACCCAUGACAUGUGACCGUGUUAUCGGAUGCACAUGUCAAGACAACAAAUGUCAACUAGACAGGGAAUCAACAGUUUCCCCGGCAAAAGAAAUCCCAGAAUCUACACGAGCACCAGAUGAUGAAAUCGAAACUACCAUAUAUCACCUCAUCACCAAGAGAAUUGGCGGCAAGUACACAACAAGCGAGAGGAAUGCCCAGUCUAGUCGUUCUAUAUGCACUAGUAAUUACUUAACGUCAAUUAAUCAUUAUAAAUAUAUUACAGGCCUUAAAACUGAGCAUGAGCAAAUAAGGGAUUGA
Molecule: messenger RNA, 666 nt
Organism: Saccostrea cuccullata (small rock oyster)
Lineage: Eukaryota; Metazoa; Mollusca; Bivalvia; Ostreida; Ostreidae
Product: multiple epidermal growth factor-like domains protein 6
Exons: 5
Coding region: 112-666 (184 amino acids)
Source: RefSeq, a predicted model, not a curated record